ACAAGAAUGGCCCUGUAAGUAUUAUAUGGUGUAGAUACGAGUGUGUAAACGGUGAGCAGUUAACAGUGCACAGCGUUAUUUUCGGUUCACUCUCGGUGUCGAUCAAGGCUCUAUAUUUCUAUCUGUUCUGUGGUGCAUUGGAUUAUUUCUGUGAUACGCUGAUUAAUUUUCGACACAUCAAGGCCAGUGACCUUCUCCUCUUUGACAUUUCGAGACAUUUGAAGUUUUGCCGGUGGUGCAGCCGGAAAUGUGAGCCUUCCAGGUCUGCUGUCACAGCGCCGGGUCACAGUGCCUCCCUUCAGGGGUUGACGUUUUACUGACACUGGAACUGCACCUUCAAGAAGAUGCCCCCUAUCGAGCAGCAGAUGAACCGGAAGCACAAGGAACCCUUGGUGCUGUGGUAUGGGAAGCGAGGAGAGUUGUUGGUCAUCGAUCCUUGUCACCCAGAUGGCGAGGUGAAGACAGAAGACGAGCUAGAUGGAGAGGAAGAACCCCAGUCGUUGGAGUACCAGUUCGCGUCCACAACCACAUGUCAUGGCCUCGCGAGAAUUGCCGAGAGUGAGCGUAAGCCCCGGCGCCUGUUUUGGGUGCUGGUGGUCACCAUGGCUUUCAGCCUGGCGGCUUGGCAGAUCUCGCUGCGGUUUGUGAACUUCUUCAGCUUCCCGACGAAUACAGAUAUAUCGAGGGUCUAUGAGAUGGAGAAGAAGUUCCCUGCCGUUACAAUCUGUAAUUAUAACACCUUUCUCAAAUCUAAACUGACAGACGACGACUACAAACUGCUCAACUCGGCGGAGGAACUGUCUCACUUCUAUGACAUCUCAAGCAGUAGUUUAAAAGAGAUCAUGUAUAAAGACUUAGAGAAGAAGUAUCCUGGUGGCGGUGAUGUUGGACAGAUGAUCAGUCAGAAAGGAUGGACGUUACAAGAUGGAUCCACUCUGAUAUCGUGUACAUUUAGAGGAAAACCAUGCGACCUGUCGAGCUGGACUCACAGAUUCACUGCUUUCGGUAACUGCUAUACAUUUAAUGGCGAUUCUAGUCAAAAACUCACUCAGAUCCUGCCGGGUUCUUCCAAUGGACUCACAGUGGAACUAGAUAUACUAAGCGAUGAAUACUCAACCGAGGUACCUCAAGCCACUCGGGAGACUGGCGCGAGAUUUCUUGUCCACCCCGAGUACGAGCCUCCCUAUGCAGUAUGGGAGGGUCUCUCAGUUAGCCCUGGCACCCAUGCCAAUGCCGGCAUCAAGGAAAAAUAUCACACGAACCUUGGGGGACCGUGGGGCGAAUGUGACCCUGGUAUGAAGGUGUCCUACUCCAAGCAGUAUACAAGGUCAGCCUGCGUGAUGGAGUGCAAGCGAUUCUACAUCCUGGAGGAGUGUCACUGUAAGCCCGUCUACCAACUAGGAGAGGGCGCCAACUGCACUCUCCUACAGAUGGCGUGUGCGAAGAAGGUUACUCAUUCAAUCAACGAAAACUUCAAUUGGUAUUGCAACUGUCCUGUUCCGUGUAACUUCCAUGAGUAUGAUGUGCAACUCUCUUAUUCCAAACUGGCCGGAUCAAGAGAAACCAAGCAUCAAAGAAAACUAGACGAAUCCUAUAUUUCCAAGAACAUCGUGGGUAUAGGCGUGUAUUAUGAGGACCUGAGCUUUGAUCAUAUUCAACAGCAAGCGAGCAUUGAUGCUGGAUCUUUCCUCAGCGACCUCGGGGGUCAAAUGGGCCUAUUCGUCGGGAUGAGUCUGCUGACUAUGCUGGAGUUCAUCGAGUAUUUCAUGGCGAGGACCUACAUGUCCUUCAAGGGAUUCACCAGAGGAAGGAUCUCAAAGUCAACCGAGGAAUAAGUGCCUAGGACUUGUCUUAAUCCAUGAAUAUAUAACACACUCUAAAACUGUGUGAUAUUUCAAAGGAGUAGAGCCCAGGGGCCAGGAAAUACCAGAUGCGAUAAUACACCCGCGUAGAAGUUCGAAUUUGAACAGAAAGUGCAAAGUGUUUCUACUGAGUCGUACCUGGCUACAGGGGAUAUUGGUUUAGUUACAUCUUUACCAACAUGUCGAAUAAGCAUGAAAAAAAUAUAUUAGCAUCGUCGUUUCAUCACUGACUGUGUUUUAAUAGCAUCGUCCCAUACUUGCGUUAUAUGGUCCACUAAAUGUGGCUGGAACAGUCAACCGGUAUCUAGUCUCACUAUCAAAACACAGAACUUACUUAAUCCAGUCAACCGGUAUCUAGUCUCACUAUCAAAACACAGAACUUACUUAAUCCAGUCAAUUAACAUUAAUUUAAAUUCACGAUUAUUAGUCAACUGUUAAGAUAUAUUUUGAUAUUCCUUUU
Lineus longissimus is the source of this 2322-nucleotide messenger RNA. Its product is annotated as acid-sensing ion channel 5-like. Gene Ontology annotation, biological process: sodium ion transmembrane transport. The record is from RefSeq and is a predicted model, not a curated record. The coding region runs from base 345 to 1835 and encodes 496 amino acids. NCBI's taxonomy places the organism in Eukaryota, Metazoa, Nemertea, Pilidiophora, Heteronemertea, Lineidae. Gene Ontology annotation, cellular component: plasma membrane. The transcript has 10 exons. Gene Ontology annotation, molecular function: ligand-gated sodium channel activity.